AUGGUUCUUUUCAAUAUGAAGGCGAUUGCUUACCGUGAGAAGAUGCAUAAUGAGCCUGAAGUGACCAAGAAGAAGAUGUACCGUUUCUUCUACUUCGGUGGGCAUCUUGGGCUGUACGUCAUCGUGUCCACAUUGGUGCUCACUGGAGCCGCGAUUAUACUUCACAACGUCUAUUUAUACAACAAAAUCAGAAACUCGAUGAGGAAAGACUGUGAUAUCGUCGGAUAUAUCGAUACACUGAUUCGCCUGGAGACGCUAGCUGGUGGCGUAGUUCUCCUGUGGCUAGUGAGGAUUGUCUUCGACGUUGUGAUUGUACUCUUGGCAGACUAUCGUCGACUGCUUCCGUGGAUAGCCGGCAAUGACCCGCAACCGCUCAGAGACAACCAA
Molecule: messenger RNA, 387 nt
Organism: Ostertagia ostertagi
Lineage: Eukaryota; Metazoa; Nematoda; Chromadorea; Rhabditida; Trichostrongylidae
Source: the annotation of a GenBank genome assembly